GGUUCAAACAAACCAACCAACGAACGAAAAGCGAGAAAAACUCCGUUCGCUGUCUCGUCUUCCCUGGCACCAAAUCGAACCGAACCAAGGCAGGCUUGUAGCCGAGAGGGAUUCUCCUUCUCCAGACUCCGCUCUGCCUGCGUCCAUCCAUCUCCUCGCCAUUGCCGCAGCACGCACUCCCGCUACGCUGCUCUCCUCUCCUCGAGGGCUUCUCCGGAAACGAAUCGCCGCGCCGGUUCCUGCAACGCCCCGCCGCCCGCUCUUCCGCGCCGAGCAACUGAACCUACACGGCUCUUCGAGGAUGGUGCCUUGUUUCAGAUGACAUAGACUGUGUCAGUGCGUGCCACGCUUGACACGCAGAGAUGAAGAUCAGUGCGCUACUCACCUCCGCGGGCAUCAACAUUGGACUCUGUGUCCUCUUCCUGUCGCUCUACUCUGUUCUCAGAAAGCAGCCGGCCAAUGUUAGGGUCUACUUCGGCCGCAGGAUCGCUGAGGAGCAUGAUCGGCUCCGAGGGGGUUUUAUCUUGGAGAGAUUUGUUCCAUCCACUGGAUGGAUAGUCAAAGCCCUGCAGUGUACUGAGGAAGAGAUCCUGGCUGCUGCUGGCUUGGAUGCUGUUGUUUUCAAUAGAAUUCUAGUAUUCAGCAUGCGCAUCUUCUCCCUUGCCGCCGUUUUGUGUGUCUUCGGGAUUCUUCCGCUCAAUUAUUUUGGACAGGAUAUACACCAUGUUCGAAUUCCUUCAGAAUCACUAGAUAUAUUUACAAUUGGGAAUGUAGAAGUGAAAUCAAGAUGGCUCUGGGUCCAUUGUGUAACCCUGUACAUAAUUUCUGGAGUAGCUUGCAUUCUGCUAUACAUUGAGUACAAGCACAUUGCCAGGUUGAGGCUCCUUCAUCUUACAAGUGCAACACCAAAACCAAGCCAUUUUACAGUUCUUGUUCGGGGAAUACCAAAGGCAGAUAAAGAAUCAUGCAGUGAUGUUGUUGAUGGUUUCUUCACAAAGUAUCACUCAUCUAGUUAUCUCUUCCAUCAAGUAGUUUACAAAGUUGGGAAAGUUCAGAAGAUAAUGACUGGCGCAAAGAAGGCAUAUAAGAAGUUCAAACAUUUCACAGAUGAAACAGUCGAUCAGGGAUGCAGAACAAUUACCUACCGCUGUUGUCUGUGUGGAGCCUCUUCAAAUUCUUUCAAGUUAUUGAACACUGAAUGUGAGCAGAACAGGGGGAAAGCUGACAAUAAAUCCAUCUUGGACUUAGAUGAUGAGGAAUGCACAGCUGCUUUUGUAUUUUUCAAAACUCGGUAUGCCGCACUUGUUGCAUCAGAAAUACUUCAAACAUCUAAUCCUAUGAAGUGGGUUGCUAAUCUAGCUCCAGAACCAGAAGACGUGUAUUGGUCCAAUCUUUGGCUACCCUAUAAGCAGCUUUGGGCUCGCCGUAUCGCUACACUCCUAGGCUCUAUUUGUUUUAUGUUCAUAUUUCUGAUACCGGUGACAUUUAUACAAGGGCUAUCCCAGCUAGAGCAGUUGCAGCAGAGGCUUCCUUUCCUUAGAGGAAUAUUGAAGAAGAAAUACUACAUGACUCAGCUAGUAACUGGAUACCUUCCCAGUGUCAUACUACAAAUCUUUCUGUACACUGUUGCUCCAAUUAUGAUGCUAUUUUCUACAUUGGAGGGUCCUACAUCACACAGUGAAAGGAAGAGAAGUGCUUGCUGUAAAGUGCUGAUCUUCACAGUUUGGAACAUAUUCUUUGCUAAUGUAUUAUCUGGUACUGUCAUAAGUCAAUUGAACGUGUUAUCAAGCCCAAAGGAUAUACCUGUUGAGCUUGCUAAAGCUGUACCUGGACAGGCCACCUUCUUCAUCACCUAUGUCCUGACCUCAGGAUGGGCUAGUUUGUCAUCUGAAGUUAUGCAGCUCUUUGGUCUGAUAUGGAACUUUAUAAGGAAAUAUGUUCUGAGAAUGAGAGAAGAUACAGAAUUCGUUCCCUCGUUUCCCUAUCACACAGAAGUACCAAAAGUUCUGUUGUUUGGACUAUUGGGAUUCACAUUGUCUGUGCUGGCUCCUCUGAUCUUACCUUUUCUGCUGGUGUACUUUUGCCUUGGUUAUGUUGUCUACCGCAAUCAGUUGCUCAAUGUGUAUCGAACAAGGUACGAUACAGGUGGUUUGUAUUGGCCAAUUGCAUGCAACACAGUCAUAUUCUCUCUUGUGCUCACCCAGAUCAUCUGUCUUGGUGUAUUUGGACUUAAAGAAUCGCCAGUAGCUGCAGGCUUCACCAUACCUCUUAUCAUCCUUACUCUUUUAUUUAACCAGUACUGCAGAAACCGACUUCUUCCAUUAUUCAAGACUUUUCCAGCACAGGAUUUAAUAGACAUGGACAGGGAAGAUGAACGGUCAGGAAGAAUAGAUGAAAUUCACCACGGACUUCAUUCUGCUUAUUGCCAGUUCCCUGACACUGUAGAUGUACCCUUGGAGAAGAUUAAAAUUGUUGGUGGGGAUGAGGAGCAAGGUUCUACCUCGGGUGAGUCCAGUGGCAAAGAAACCUGCGAGGAUCCCAAGAAGGACCUGUCUCACCCAACACUAAAAGGACUCCCUGUUAACCAUCUCCGGCAUGCUGUGAGGUCGGUUACUUUCCUGAUCAGACUGCAGAAAAGAGGUUUAUCAGAACAGAAAAACGGAUAGCUGUUAGCCGUUAACCCCCUUUGCCUGUUGGCUAUAUAAAUGUACAGAGACAUACAUGUAUAUACGACCCUUCCUUAAGAAAAGAAAAGGGCUAACGUAGGAAUCUAUAUGAGAGCAUCAUCAUGAGUGUUGAGGUGCAAUUUUGUUGUUUUGAGUUGUCGCAUGGAUGAGUUAGUGGUUCUGCAUUUUAGUUAAUAAGUUAUUAUCUGGCAGAUUCAGCUACUCAAACAUUAGCCUUGCACAUUGAUGUAAUGCUCAUGGUUUUCUUGUAAGAGAUUAAUGUAGCCAAAGUGAUAUAGAUAUAUAGUGUUCCAUCUCUCCA
Sorghum bicolor (sorghum) is the source of this 2988-nucleotide messenger RNA. Its product is annotated as CSC1-like protein RXW8. The transcript is spliced from 13 exons. Bases 363 to 2666 code for a protein of 767 amino acids. Gene Ontology annotation, molecular function: calcium-activated cation channel activity. NCBI's taxonomy places the organism in Eukaryota, Viridiplantae, Streptophyta, Magnoliopsida, Poales, Poaceae. The record is from RefSeq and is a predicted model, not a curated record. Gene Ontology annotation, cellular component: plasma membrane.